AUGGCACCAUUCAGAGACUCGAUGUUACAACUGGUCAGUCCCAGCUUCCUGGCUGCGGCGGCGCUCGUAUGUGUUCAAGUCGGUAUGGGCGUGCUGUUCAAGGCUGUGCAAAAUCAUGGACACUAUCCCUUCUCAAUUUCUUCUUCAGUCGCCAUAUCAGAGUUCUUCAAGUUCUGGAUAUCAGCAGUUUUCUUCUACCAAUCAUGUCGGCAACGAGUUCGCAACCAGGACGACUAUAUCUCGUUGCACGAGGCCUCUGAACCAUUGAAAGAAGGAGCUAGCUCUCAGCGUCAACCUCUGGUGGUCGAUGGCAGCUCCAAAGGUCUGCUCGAAGAUGGUCAGCACCAAGAAGAAGAGGAGGGUGUCUCACUGGAAGAGCUGGAGCGACCUGCCUGGAAUUCCCAGCGGCUAACACUGUCCCUCUUCUUGAAGCAUUGUAAAGAAGAGCUCAACCGCCAGACGAUCAUCGGUUACGGCCACCUGGCUCUCCUCUAUGCUACCAUCAAUAACACCGUCUUCGUCCUGUUCGAACUAGCAGAUCCCGGCACCAUUUCUCUCAUCAAGUCCGGCAUCACUCUGAUCACGGCACUGGUACUGAUGCUCACACUCGGGACGAAGAUUGCAAAAUUACAAUGGAUUGCCAUAGCGUUGCAAGUCUGCGGACUGAUCGUUACACAGUACCACCCUGGUACCGGAUCCGUGUACCCCAUCUACACCUAUGCAAUCUUGGGUUUCCAGACAUUCUGUUCAGCGGUCGCUGGGGUCUACAAUCAGCACUUGCUGAAAUCGCAGGACUCGUCGAUGCAUGCUCAGAACAUGGCUCUGUAUACUUUUGGCAUGUGCAUAAACACAGUUGUUCACUUCAUCAUCUCGACGAUAAAGUCCGAUGAACCCGGUUUCUUCCACGGCUUCAACCAGAUCGGCCCUAUUCUGGUGAUCGUCAGCAGUGUCCUCAACGGCUUGGUGAUCACCGCGGUCUACAAGUACGCCGAUGCCCUCAUCAAGUGCUUCGCGACAGCCUUCUCAACCGCGAUCCUUCUAUACAUUUCGCCCAUCGCUUUCGGGGCCGACUUCUCAUUCCUCAUAUUCCCCGGCACCGCCACCGUCUUCACUGCAACAUGGCUGUAUAUGGACAGCGCUCCACCAAAAGCCGCACCUCCGCCAGCCGACGCCACACAACCUUGUCCCAUGGAUGAGAAGACUGGUUCUUCUGACUCCAGCCGAGGCGUCUUCUCCGCUCUCGCACCAACCGGCGUCCUCGGCCAACUCGGCCUCAUCAUCACCACCUGCUUAGCCAUCUCCGGAAUCGCGGGCCUGCACGCCUGGGACUCCGCUGCGCCCCCAUCUACCCCCGUGUCCGAUGCCGUCCGAUCGGGGCCUAUCACCUCCCCGUUUCAAAACACCUUCGCCAUGGUUCGCUACAACGCCCUCGAGAGAAUGGAUCGCUUCCCACUGCUCGAGAAAUACCGCCCCUUCUUCCACACCCUGCACUUCAGCAUCCCCAAAAUCGAGUCACUCCCCGACACUCCCGCCGACCCCACCAUCGCCGUCGCCGCCGGCCUCAACCCACCGACCCCCUUCUUUUCGAACCGCACCCACGACGCCUGGAUCGACGGCCUCUACCCGUACAACGCCGCCGCGCGCUCCAUGCAGCAGAUCCUCGACGCAUCCCCUCCCCCCUCCUCCUCCUCCCCGCCCAACGCCAGUAACGCCAUUGGCACCGACCCCGCCAGCACCACCUCCAACACCAGCGUCGCCACCGCCGACGACAACCCAACCUGGGGCGCCAACAUCACAGGCCUCCUCUACUUCCACUUCGACAUGUGGCUCAACCCCUUCGAAUUCCCCGCCUCCGCCAUGGACUACAACCGCACCUGGCUGCCCGACGCCCCCAACCCCCCUUACCGCUGCUACACAGACCCCCGGGAGGGCGAAUCCUGGGGCGCCUACCGCGCGCAGCACGUGCCGGAACAGCUGCCCAAAGCCAUGGCGGCUCUUGACGCUGCGAACACGAAUGACAAUGAUGAUGGUGAUGGGAGCGGCAGAGCUAAAGGGGGGAGGAAAUACAGCAUCAAUCCCCACCUCCUCUGCCAGGGCUGGAGCGACAUGUUCUACAUCCCCCGGCGCUAUUUCGCGGACUGGAUCUACCUGAGUGCCAUCAUGGACUCGUACCGCGUGUUCCACGAAGCCGCGAUUCCGACGAUGCUGAAUGUUUUGGAUGCCACGUACGGCGUCGAAGGCGGAGGCAGUAUCAUUCAGCGUGUGGGUGAUUGCUGGGGGCAUUGUUGUGCGGGUGGCGCGAAAAAGGAGGAUAUCGAGUGGCGUAGGUGUGGGCACCAUUUGGACUAUGGGCACGAGGAGGGGUUGGAGGUGGCGGGCUAUCAGUAUCAGAGGCUGGAGAGGCAGAGGGAGAUGUUGGGGGGUGUUGUACAAGGUAUUGAAGGUGGGGAGGGAGCGGGGAAGGAGCCGAAGGAGAGGAUGAGGAACAAGAGGGAUGUGUUUGCGAGUUUGAUGGAGCUCAGUUUGUGA
Messenger RNA from Cyphellophora europaea CBS 101466, 2529 nucleotides. RefSeq lists its product as uncharacterized. The transcript has 2 exons. Gene Ontology annotation, molecular function: pyrimidine nucleotide-sugar transmembrane transporter activity. Gene Ontology annotation, biological process: pyrimidine nucleotide-sugar transmembrane transport. Gene Ontology annotation, cellular component: Golgi membrane. The record is from RefSeq and is a predicted model, not a curated record. NCBI's taxonomy places the organism in Eukaryota, Fungi, Ascomycota, Eurotiomycetes, Chaetothyriales, Cyphellophoraceae. The coding region runs from base 1 to 2529 and encodes 842 amino acids.